GGCUGUGGUAUUUCCUGUGUCAGUUGGCAAAAAGGAAAAGCAGCAUCGUCCAGUUCAAGUGAAUUUGUUGGAUCUGGCACAGAUUCUGACCCAGCAACCGUGAACUUUGUACAGGCUUAAGGAUGAAGAGACAAGACAGUGACGAGCAAGACACGGCGGUGGAGAACCCAUCGGGCGCCCCAGUCAGCCCAGGGGGCACAGCAGACAGUACAGAGCCCGCGGAGACACCCGGGAGUCCGCCAGGAGAGGACACUCAGUCGGCCGAAACCCCACCUCUUGACGUCAGUGCCAACGGUGGUUUGGCGGAGGCGGGCGCCCUGGCCUCCUCGUGUGACGUGGCGGAGGAGCUGAGCCGGCAGCUGGAGGACAUCCUCAGCACCUACUGCCAGCAGGAUGCCUCCUCCCACUCCUCCUCCUCCGUGGUGGAGGACGCGGCCCUGCUGCCCAACGGCCAGUCGGACGGCCUGGAGCACGGCGACCUGUUGGCCGACGGCAAGUCGGAGGAGGUCAAAGUGAAUGGCGGUGGGAGCGGUAGCGGGGGUGGUGGCGGCGGAGGCGGAGAGAAGGAGCAGAAGAAGAUAAUGCAGCAAGACAAGAAGAAAGUCAAAGGGCUCGGGAAAGAAAUAACUCUUCUGAUGCAGACCCUGAACACAUUGAGCACCCCGGAAGAGAAACUGGCAGGCCUCUGCAAGAAGUAUGCUGAACUGCUGGAGGAACAUCGCGGUUCCCAGAAGCAGAUGCGCACGCUGCAGAAGAAGCAGACGCAGCUGAUCCAGGAGAAGGACCACCUGCGCAACGAGCACAGCAAGGCCGUUCUGGCACGCAGCAAGCUGGAGAGCCUGUGCCGGGAGCUGCAGAGGCACAACCGCACGCUCAAGGAGAGUGGUGUCCAGCGCGCACGGGCAGAGGAGGAGAUGAGGAAGGAGGUGACGUCCCACUUCCAGGUGACGCUGAACGACAUUCAGGCCCAGAUGGAGCAGCACAACGAGAACAACGCCACGCUGCGCAAGGAGAACAUGGAGCUCGCCGACAAACUCAAGAAGCUCAUCGAGCAGUACGAACUCAGAGAAGAGCAUAUAGACAAAGUAUUCAAGCACAAAGACCUGCAGCAGCAGCUGGUAGACGCUAAACUACGGCAGGCCCAGGAGCUCCUGAACGACUCCGAGGACCGACACAAGAAGGAGAAGGAGUUUCUUUUAAAGGAGGCCAUGGAGUCUCAGAGAAUGUAUGAGCUGAUGAAGCAGCAAGAGGAACACUUACGGGAGCAGUUAUCGUUAUACACCGAGAAGUUCGCGGAGUUCCAGAAUACGCUUUCCAAGAGCAACGAGGUGUUCACAACAUUCAAACAGGAGAUGGAGAAGAUGACCAAGAAGAUCAAGAAGCUAGAGAAGGAGACGACCAUGUACAGGUCGCGCUGGGAAAGCAGCAACAAAGCCCUGCUGGUCAUGGCCGAGGAGAAAACGAUGCAGGACAAGGAGUUGGAGGGCAUGCAGCAGAAGGUUCAGCGGCUGGAGAAGCUGUGCCGGGCGCUGCAGAUCGAACGCAACGAGCUCAGCAAGAAGAUCCAGGACCUGGGCACCACCAGCACGGGAGGUGACGCAGACGGCAGUAACGCCGCCCCAGCAGGGGCUGCAGCAGCAGCAGCAGCCGCCGCAGGAGGAGGAGAGGAGGUGGAGGAGGAGGAGGAGGAGAUCACUGCAGAGCAGGAGCAGGAGCAGGCCACCUCCUCGCAGCUCACAGACUCUGAGGCAGGCGAGUGCCAGGCAGAGACUCUGGCCGCCGACACUGAGGCCCCCUGUCCCGCUGCCAUGUGCCACUGCGGCCCGGAGCUGGCUGCCGACGUACAGCCAGAGGCCUGCAUGCUCGCGGCCCAGGAUUGAGGAACCCCCAUACCAUACCAU
Molecule: messenger RNA, 1901 nt
Organism: Engraulis encrasicolus (European anchovy)
Lineage: Eukaryota; Metazoa; Chordata; Actinopteri; Clupeiformes; Engraulidae
Gene: txlna
Product: taxilin alpha
Exons: 11
Coding region: 123-1880 (585 amino acids)
Molecular function (GO): syntaxin binding
Source: RefSeq, a predicted model, not a curated record